AUGGAUAAGAGCUCUCUUCAGGAGGCAUCCUCCCCCACCGUUGUCUACAGUAACUCCGACGAUCAUGUCUCAGAAGACGAAAGCUCUCCCCAGACUGAGAACGUCCAAGACCUCAAGGCCCAAGUUGCCUUUCUCCGGGACCAACUGGAGAUUCUUCAUGGAAAAGCUUCGCUCGAAAUCGAGUUGCAAAUGAAGAUGCUUACGGCCGGGGCCAAGGGCUGGUCAGACUUUGAUUUCGAGGUGUUGGGGAAUAUGAUCCGUCAGGUUAUGUAUCGCAUAAAGCAUUGGUGCCAACAGCAUGUCCGGCAAGGUCUGCCCGAUACCGCUGAACUAUCUGGCCUGGAAAAGCAAGCCAUCAUUCGUAGUCUAGAGGGCUAUUGGGUUCAAGAUGUGGAAUGGGAUACACUGAGGAAGUCUCUUCCUUACCCUCUCUCUAACAUCGUGGAAAAGUUCUUUGUCAACCCAUUUUGGUACCUCGAGGGAGAAGAAUUCAAUCAGCAGGAUAAGGCGACGGGCUCUGUCUCAUGUGCACAGAAUCUGCAACAUCUGUACCAACGAUUCUUGGAAACAAACGGCAUCAGAGCCACCAUCUGGAAAAAGGAAACUGUUCGUCUCUCAAAUUCGGUUAUGCUAACCCAAGCACCCAAUCUCGAGCUUGGUCGGCAGACAAAGGAAUAUCGCACAAAGGCUGUCGCUUUGUUCGCCUCCACCCUACUUUCCGACCCUUUUUUCCAGAGAUUACUAGAAAGUGUGGAUUGCGAGGAAGCGAAGGAGCGAGAGAACAGUCUUAUACGUAUAUGCCAAUUUGCUGAUGAGAUCGCAAUUACCCUCGGCUCCAAUCAGGGGCAUUGUCUGUAUAAGACACUGGCGAGUGUGGGAACCACCUUCGAUCCGAGAUCGAACGAAGCGACACUCCAUGAACUCUAUAAUGUCGGCGGAAAUGCUGACGAUGCCAGAUUGGCUGGCCGUCGCAUCUUAGGGAUAACCCAGCCGGUUGUAAUACUGAAGCUAAGAACUCUGAGGAGUCAAGAGAACGUGUUGAAUAAAGCCGAGCUAUUGGUGGAACAUGGUGACUACACCGAGGAAGAUCAUGUGCGAGAUCGACCAAAGCCUGCUGAAAAUCCUGAUGAAGAGGUUGAGAAGGAAGAAGACUAA
Aspergillus niger is the source of this 1155-nucleotide messenger RNA. RefSeq lists its product as uncharacterized. NCBI's taxonomy places the organism in Eukaryota, Fungi, Ascomycota, Eurotiomycetes, Eurotiales, Aspergillaceae. The coding region runs from base 1 to 1155 and encodes 384 amino acids. The record is from RefSeq and is a predicted model, not a curated record. The transcript is spliced from 4 exons.